Messenger RNA from Chara braunii, 3564 nucleotides. The record is from the annotation of a GenBank genome assembly. NCBI's taxonomy places the organism in Eukaryota, Viridiplantae, Streptophyta, Charophyceae, Charales, Characeae.
UCUGGAAGUAAGCCGCUUGGCUGAGUGGCUUUUGAUGAGAUUGAUCGGACGGGAUCGGCGGAGUGGUCUUUGAUCCAGCCGGAUGCCCAUGAUGAAGGAUGGUCGUGAUGGAGACCGUGCCCCUCUCCAUGGCCGCGGCGGUGAGGCGGCCGUAAGGAGUGGGCGGAAAGGCGUGAAGUGGUGUUUCAUAACGGCCUGCGUGCUUGCCCUAGUCGUUUUGUUUAUCGUCGCGGUUGCUGUCGGUGUCACGAGGCACAACGGUAAGAAGGGCGGCAACUCGCAAAACGCUGCGUUGACGGUUGGCGACGCUGUGAAUAACACGUGCACAGGGGCCGAUGAUGCCGAUCUGUGUGUGCAAACCCUCCUUGCGAGUGUCAACCAAAGCGACCUGAGCGUCAACAGCACAGUGGACUUGAAGACGAUCGCUUCCUUCCCUCUCCGGCUUCUGAAUGCUACGCGUUCGCAAAUGACCGUCGUGCAGCAGGGGAUUGACGAUCUAGUCCUCAGGGCGCGCAACACCUCCUGGGAGGCUGCCGCUCGCGCCUGCAACGCCAGCUUGUACGACAGCCUCCCGCUGCUGGAAGGAAUCGUCAAUGCUACGGACGAGAAGGACUACGACGCCGCCAAAGAAGGGCUUGCUGCGUUGAGAACGGAGACGGCGGAUUGUGCGGAGGCGCUCUUCGAGGCGCUGAACCUCACCUUCAAUGCUACGAGCUCGGCGGACUCCGUCGAUGCGUCGUUUACCACGGCGGACGGGUUGUUCUCCGGAACCCUCGGGGCGACGUUGUACAACUCCACGGUGGCGUUUUCGUUCCAUUUGUCGAACGCCUUGACAGUCGUCAAAAACGUGGGCCAAGGUGCGGGAGCGGUGGGGGGGAGGCGGAGGCUUUACCGAAGGAGACUCCUUGCUCAGGCGGAAGUCGAUCGCAACGUCCAGCCAGACUUCGUUGUCAGUCCGAACGGCGAUGCGGAAUUCAAGAAGGUUCAGGAGGCAGUUAAUGCGGCAGUAGAUCUUCGGUCUCGGAAACCAGACAGGCGGAUCGUGAUCAAGAUCAAGGCAGGCGUGUACAGGGAGAAGGUUCUCGUUCCCAAGGACCUCUGGGGGCUGACGGUCAUCGGCGAGGGACCCUAUAGAUCCAUAAUUAGGUGGAACGAUUACACGAAUCCAAUGGGCACGACCGGGCUGCGCACAAGGGAGACGUCCACCUUCGCCGUGGAGGGCCGCGGAUUUCUUGCUAUAGACAUGACUUUCGAGAAUGACGCCGGCCAGAGCGCCACCGUGCAACAGGCCGUCGCUCUCCGCGCGUCUCUCCGAAGUCUGAGCAAAAGGGAGAACGCACUGGGGGACGGGCUAGCGGCUUUCGUAGGGUGCCAUUUCCUGGCUCAUCAAGACACCUUGUAUUCCCACAGCGGCUGGCAAUACUACUACCAGUGCCGCGUCGAUGGAACGGUCGACUACGUCUUCGGCAACGCCGCCGCCGUGUACCAGGAUUGCGAUCUCAACAGCAUUCGCACGAACGGGACUAACACUGUCACCGCGCAAGCACGCACGAGCGAGAGCGAGCCAACUGGGUUCGUGUUCCGUGGUUGCAGGGUCGAUAAGGGCAGUGCCGACCAGCACGUCUUCAUGGGUCAAAACCAUCCUUAUCGCUUCGUGUAUCUGGGCCGUCCAUGGAAGCCGUUCUCUCGGGUCGUCUUCAUGUUCUGCGAGUUGGGCGGCAUCGAUCCCAAGGGCUGGAUGAUCUGGACGACGGUGGGCAAGGGUUCUGAUAAUCACGAGACCGCACAGUACUAUGAAUACAAGAACUCGGGCCCCGGUUCUGCCACAGAGCAGCGCGUCCGGUGGAGCCGUAGUUUAACGGACGCGGAGGCGGAGGACUACACGGUGGAGAACUUCAUCCAUGGAGGUGAAUGGCUCGCUCAGAUCGGUGUGCCGGCCAAGAUCUGGGGGUAAUUCCGACGAAGGGUUAUAUGACUGUCGUGACGUUCUGUCAAGCAGAUGGUAGGUCGCCAUCACUUGAAGCUUUCACCCACCUACCUCGGCUUUUGGUUUAGCUACCUGCUGAAUUCCGUUCUUUUGUUUCAGUUAAUGCACACUGUCAAAUGUAUCGCGAAGGGAUCGCAUCGGGGGGGGGGGGUAAUUAUUUGGAAGAAUUAUCGGCAGAUUCCAGCUAGGGUUAUGUGUCAACGGUAUGAGUUGUCCUUUCAUUAUUUAUCAGAAGAUUGAUUCUUUGCGAUUUGCCAUUGUCCUGUUAUUAGACGAUUGUCCUUCAUUAGAAGUUCCAGAAGCCCGUGCGGCAGCGGUGCGUGACUGUUGAGCCUCUCGCUUGCAGCAUUCCGUUUGGCAAAUGCAUCGCGUACUCUUGGCCCGCUAUUCUGCCGUGUCGGCGGAUUUAUCUGCUGCUCAUGUUGCUUCGGCAGUUGUCCAGUGUAGCUUCAAUCGACUACCUGCUACCGUCUUCCCCCGAAUACAACGUACUGUCAUUAUAGCUGUAUCUAGACUGAAAGAUGCCUCAAAUACAGCUACAAUGACCGUACGUUGUAUUCGGGGGAAGAAGGUAGUGGCGGAGUGAUCUGCGGGACAUAGACGCGGCCUAUGGGACAUCAAGGGACGAGUGGGAUAGCGAGGGACCUAUGGGGCGGAGAGCGAUCUAUGGCACAUACAAGCGGACAUAUGAGACAGAGAGGAGGUUACAAUGCUAAAAUCGGUUCCUUCUCUCUUGACUACUUAUCUUCUAGUGAGCAAGUCACUGACGAUUAUGGACCUCACUAAGGUACGCGUGGGAUAGCGAGGGAGCUAUCGGACUGAGAGCGAUCUAUGGGACAGACACCGACAUAUGAGACAGAGAGGAGGGUAGGAGUCCUGAAAUUGCUUCCUUCUCUCUUGGUUACUUACCUUGCAGUGAGCAAAUCACUGGCGAUUAUGGAUCUCACUAAGGAACGAGUGGGAUAGCGAGGGACCUAUGGGAUGAAGAGCGAUCUAUGGCGCAUACAAGGGGACAUAUGAGACAGAGAGGAGGGUAGAAGUCCUGAAAUUGGUUCCUUCUCUCUUGGUUACUUACCUUGCAGUGAGCAAAUCACUGGCGAUUAUGGAUCUCAGUAAAGCUAUCGGUACAGGUGUUCGCUUCAUUGAGCUGUCGCUUGCUCCAGACGCGAGCCUGUAGGGUUGCUUUCCCGCGUUCGUGCAAGAAUUGGGACUCCUGUUUGCAUAGAGAGAAUGUCUGGAGUAGUAGAAGAACAACUGGGGUUCAGUCCGGGCAUCUUUGACUGUCAAGCAUUGAUGCACGAUGGUCUGCUGGCAAACCCUCCGUCAGUGUGCAGGAUGCCAUCAGCCUCAGGUGCUGAAUGGCCUCCGGGAUGGAUGAAUAGGCGGGUGAUGAGUAGGAGCUGAAGAUCGCGGAAGUAGUGUACGGUGGGAUUUAUUUGAUGUCAAUCUCCUUAGCAAUAAGCAUCUUCCUUGUAUUCAUCUGCCAGCGCUCCAGCGCUGGUUGUAGAGGCAGACAUAGGCGGCAUACCGGCUUUGGACCGGGGUGAGUGAAUUGGAAGUAAAAAUGCCUUAGGUUA